This is a messenger RNA of Lizanozyma spartinae, 1719 nucleotides long. RefSeq lists its product as uncharacterized. Lineage: Eukaryota; Fungi; Ascomycota; Pichiomycetes; Serinales; Debaryomycetaceae. The transcript has a single exon. The coding region runs from base 1 to 1719 and encodes 572 amino acids. The record is from RefSeq and is a predicted model, not a curated record.
AUGUCAGCUCCCAAGCUCCUCUAUGUUGCAGUAUAUGAUCCCAUGGCCGUAGCCAGUGGGAUCGAGGAACUUGAAGAACUCUAUCGUCACGUGGUUGUCUCAAUGUCAGGCGAAGUAGAUUCCAAUGCCCUCAUUCAACACAUUGGGAUGCUCAGAGGGAUGACCCUGUUCCAUGAAGCGUUCAAGGGAGCAAACGAGCUGGAUGCUAAAAUCGAAGUGUCUUUGAGCUCCAGUACAAUUAUUGAUCUUGAUGCUGGCGAGCACCAUGUGAUUGUGGAAGUUAGUCUGACAGACUCUUUUGCGGUGCAGCAAGCCACUGUAAUAAUUAAGCGGGCCAUUACUAACUAUACGUUGUUAUGUGGUGAAAAGCAACAGAACGACACCUUGAAGUUAUACUGGGAUUCGUUCUUAGCACUGUUCAAUACUGGUGGUGUUACUGACGUACUUCCUUGGUGCAACAGACUUAAUCCAAGCGGUGCUCUUUCCAUGAUACCGUCUCGUGAUGUGUACCGACGUUCAGCUUUAGGAGGCAUUGACUUCAAUGGUGUGGAGUGUUCAGCUGCAAUUGUGUUCUACACUGGCAAGACCACAGUAAAGAAUUACGGUGCUCGAUAUUUGAGGACCCAUGGUAUUGGUAUGCCUGACAAAUCAAGUGUUAUUUGGCUAUAUAAUAUGCUUGAAUUCCUUGACUAUAACGGUAACUUAAGUGCUAUUCAAGAGGGACUGACGGUUGAUAGGUUUUAUUCCGUUCCAUCGGGUGAUACUGCUGCUGGUUCUGAUGCUGGUGCUGCUUCUACUGACAACUCAUCAUCGGCUAUGUACGGGUUCCUUAAUCCUUUGAACUUUGAUCCUAGAGAAUAUUAUCCUGAUCCCCGACAGUUGAGUGCACAGGCUUUGAAUCCCUUGACCAUUACAAAUAAGUUUGUGGUGCUGCCAUUCUCCAGUACUAUGAGCACCAUUGGAUCUUGGAUAAAUGGGGAACCCACCAAUGCAGAAAAUCAUGAACAAGUCAAUGGACAGGAAGGGAAUGAAAAUGAUGACGAGAAUUCUACUGGCUCUUUCCUUAUAGGUCUUAUGAAAGAUGACUCUUCCUCCAUCACAAAGCGAACAAUUCAUGUCCCUUGCAAUGGCACGUUUAAGCCAUUCCAACUUGUAUUAUAUCUCAGUGAUGAUCACUUAUUUGCAGUUUUAUUUGAACCUGGUACGCCAGGCUUAAGUAAUCCUUCAUUCUAUGAAGACCUUGCAUCCCAAUUCGACUCAAGUCUUGGAAUGUCUAAAAGUGUCAUGACAUUCAAUUCCAUCCAAGACCUAGUGGCCGACCCAAACAUACUUUACGUCAUUUGCAACAUCCAUGAAGGAUCCAUUCGAACCUCACUUCCUUUCUUAGGUCCACCUGCAAUCACUUAUUUGCAUGAACAACUCAUUGAACUCGGAACAGAGUCAUCAUCCCCUUCAGACACUGAGUUUCUUCACAAGUUCAGAUCCAAUCGGUCUAACGAUUGGACCAUUUACCGGAUCACAUAUAAUGAUAGUGUCAUAUUCAUAUUGCUGAACCAUCAUCGAGGUACGGUGGUUAGUGGUAGUGGUGGUAAUCGACCUGUUACUGGUCGUCAACUGACUCCUACAACGACUCUGGACGAAGGUGGUAUUGGACUAUUCGAAGCACUUGGAGAUGAUGUAAAACAAUGGCUAUCCUCUUUACAAAAUGAUGAUGUUUAA